AUUCAUACUAAUCCUAGAACAUAAAAAUAUCUUAUAAUGAUAACGAUUUAUCUAUUUAAGAUUGCAAUAUUUCAUACUGAAGAUGACGGGAUUUAUCUUUGGCAUUUAAUGUAACGUCGACAUUCUGUCGCAGGUUGAGUAAUAAAUGAGAUAUUCCAAGAAGAAAGUAGAAAUUCUACAAAAGAAUUUUAAAGAUUAGACAAAUAUAGAAUCUUAAGUAACUAGGAAACAAGUGGUAGGCAUCACCCGGUAGAGAAAAUGGCUGACUGCGAGAAGGAGGAGGCUCACAAUCUCCAAAUGGAGUUUGAAUGGGUGCUUCAUGAAGAAGUACAUUCUUCACUAUCACAGCUAAGGAAUAUUUUAAUGGAAUGUGCACAAAGAUUUCCAUUAGCAUUAUUUGGCAACGAUCAACAUAAUAAAACAGAUAGGUUUGUAUUUGCUGCACCACAUGAUCAAGUGAAAUGUGUUGCUGUUUUAACUGGUGACAGUAUUACAAAUGCAGAAGUUAAUUUUAAAGUACAGCGUCAACAAAAUAUUAAUAUGAGAACAAGUAUACAAACUGAACAUCCUUGGAAGUUACAACAAAUACAAGAUGCUGCUAAUCAUUUACAACAAGCUAUUGCUCACAUAGAUAAUGUUGAUCGUCAUUAUCCAUUUAAGACAUCUGAUGAAGUUAUGCAUGUAUUAGGGAACAUACUUGGUUGCCUCCAACGGAGUCGUACAAGUUUAAUUGUUCCUAGAAAAAAAACUAUUGAUGAUCUCAUUAAAAGCCGUAAUAUGAAGUCAUUAAAUCCUAAUCUUCCAGAAAAUUUGGCAAUUAGUUUUUAUAUUCAAAGUUAUAAACUAGUUUUAGCAAUAUACCAAUUAGAAAAUGCACAUGGUAGUGUUAAAUAUGAAACACAACAAGCGGAAUGUAGUGUUCCAUGGUUAAAUGAUGCUUUAGUACUACUUACUAUUGCAUUACAGCUUUGUCAACGACUAAAAGACAAGAUCUGUGUUUUUUCUCAAUACAAAGAUUUUACAGUUGGUUCUCACGUUACUUCUACAAUGGGCUGGUAAUAAAAACAUUUGAGCAAUUAACCUUCAAUUGAAAGAAUAGUUGUGUAUAUGUAUAUUACAGUAUAUCACAUUUAAUGCUCUGGUAGCAUUUUUAGUGGGUUUUGUUUUUAUAAACAAAAUUUAGUUCUAAAAAACACUAAAUUAUAUUGCAUUUUCAGAAAUAAGUUUUUUAAUCAUCUGCAUAUAUAUUUUGCUUGAUACACUCUAUCAAAUUCAAAGAUUAAAUUUUACAUAGCAAAUUUUACACAAGAAAAAUUCUUGUAUAUUAGUACAAGAUCUGAGACUUCAUUGUCAUUCACGAUUUUAAAAGUAUUUUGCUAAUUAGUUAUGUGCUUAUAUCUAUUAGUUUGUACUAGAUUUCCUUUGAUUAUAAUGUUUAAUCUUUUGUAGACAGCUUUGAUUUAAUUAAGAAUAGUUAUACAUCUUUACUAAGAUGAAAUAAUUAAGCACUGUAUUUACUAUAUCUCCUGUGAUUUUUUCGGAAUGUUAUAAUAAUUUCCUUCUUACUAAAUAUUAAUGUUCUGUUUCUAAGAAAACGUAUGCAAAUCUAAAGCGAUUAAUUUUAACUAUUUUGUGUAUGCAAUUAUUAUUUUAAACACUUUAAUGAAUUAUUUAUUUUACUUACCAAAGAAAGUACUAUUUAGUAAGUGUUGACGUACAUUACCGUGGUAUGACGUUCCUUUAAACUUUAAACUGUAUCUAUAUAUUUACAUACAAAUGUCUGAAUUAGUAUUACAUCGAUCAUGAACUAGAUGUUAGAAUAAUUGUUAUUGAUCGAUGUUAUUGUUAUACAUAUAGCUCAGAAGCAAUUUAUAAGGAUUUCAAUACAGUUAUAUUAAAUAAUUAGAAUUGCCUUAACUUAAUAACGAAGAAACGCGAAAUUUUUAAUAUUAAAAUCGGUUUCUGUAUUGAGUUAAAUGGAAAGUUUUUAUUUAAUUUCUAAAAUUUUACUCCUUCUAUAUUGUAAU
Molecule: messenger RNA, 2027 nt
Organism: Bombus impatiens (common eastern bumble bee)
Lineage: Eukaryota; Metazoa; Arthropoda; Insecta; Hymenoptera; Apidae
Gene: rogdi
Product: protein rogdi
Exons: 6
Coding region: 259-1059 (266 amino acids)
Cellular component (GO): RAVE complex
Source: RefSeq, a predicted model, not a curated record